Molecule: messenger RNA, 471 nt
Organism: Emiliania huxleyi CCMP1516
Lineage: Eukaryota; Haptophyta; Isochrysidales; Noelaerhabdaceae
Exons: 1
Coding region: 12-272 (86 amino acids)
Source: RefSeq, a predicted model, not a curated record
GUCUGUACGGUAUGUCGAUCGGCUCGCUGGCGCGUCGUGCUUAUACAACAUCCACAAGCCCCGAAAUGAGAGGAGCUCUCUGGCCCUGGGCCUGGCCACACGACUUGCGGCGCACGACUGGGGACUCUCGAGAAGCGUCCACACAGACAAUCACACACGAUACCCGGUUUCUCUCCAUCCUCCAUCGGGGGAGGCUACAUCCGUUUGGGUGGGCAGCGCUACUUAUUGGAAUGGCUGGCAGGAAGUCCUCUGGCAGUCGCGCGUACAGAUGAACGGCUCGCCAUCCUUGCAGGUGCACCUCGAGGCGAUGCAUGCGCACUCCUCUCCCGCUUGGCAAACGCUUGAUGCGUUUGUCGAGCUGCAGAAGAGCGUGUCUUCGGGCGGCCAGCUCCACCCAUCGCACGCGCCACUGAGCUCGCGCCCCGGUGCGGCCAAGGUCGAGUGACAGAGGGCGACCACAGCGAGCAUUAG